AUAAUAUUUACUACAGUACAGCGUAUGCAACAAAGCCAUAUCCAUAUAAAGUAGAAGAAUACGUGUUUUUUACAGAUUAUGGGAGAAAUUACCUUAACAGUCUCCAAUCUGUCAACCAAACUGACCGAUGUCCUUUAUCUGUAUCAACAAAACAGAAUCCUCUGUGACUGCUGUAUACAGUGUAGUGACGGAGAAGUUUAUGCCCAUAAAAUCAUCCUGGCAAUGUGGGGAAUGUUUGGCUUCUACAUUGAUACUAUUGACACAAUUCAGGCUUCAAAAUUCACAACUGCAGAUGUUAAUAACUUUAUGAAGUUAAUUUAUUCAGGGAAGAGUUCAUUAAAUUUAAAUGCAGCAUUUAGAGUUGCUCAAUUUGGAAAACAAAUCGGUAUUAAGUUACGUUGUAUCGCAAAUUCUCUUGCACAUGAUUCUUUAGAAUCAGCUUUGUCAACCCUAAGAUCAUCUUCUUGUGUUGAAUUUCAAUUUAAUAACAGUGAGAAAAACAUCCUUUACAUUAAAUCCUUGCCUGAUUAUCAAAGCAGUUUUGCUGCCACAACAAAUGUUAGAUGUAGGGAGCCGAUCAAGAAGACAAAGUCAAUGUCUGGUAACAGUAGGGAACCCACCAAGAGGGCAAAGUCAGUGUCUGGUAACAUUAAGGAGCCAGUCAAAAAGAGGAAUUCAGUGUCUGGUAAAAGUAGGAAACAGAUCAAGAGAGCAAAGUCAGUGUCUGAUAACAGUAAGGAGCAGACCAAAAGAGCAAAGUCAAUAUCUGAUAACAGUAAGGAACCUAUCAAGAGGGCAAAGUCAAUAUCUGGUGUCAGUAGGGAACCAACUAAGAGAGCAAAAACAAUAACUGGUAACAGUAGAAAGCCUACCAAGAGGGCAAAAUCAAUGUCUGGUAACAGUAAAGAGUCAACUGAGAGGGCAAAGUCAAUAUAUGGUAACAGCAAGAAGCCUAUCAAGAGAUCAAAGUCAAUGUAUGGUAACAGUCGAGAACCUACCAAGAGGGCAAAGUCAUUGUCUGGUAACAGUAAAGAGUCAACUAAGAGGGCAAAGUCAAUGUCUGGUAACAGUAAAGAGUCAAUUAAGAGGGCAAAUUCAAUGUCUUGUGAUAGAAGGGAACCAGUCAAGAGGAGGAGGUCAAUUAUUACAGACAAAGGGAGUAAAAACUUAGACGAGUGUUCACUUUGUCAGUCAUCAGAUGUCAGUUCUACAGUACUCUUUGAUGAAAAUAAAUCAGCUAUAUUUCCAACUAAUAUCACAGACCAUAAUGCUGAACUUGAAAAGAAAAAUACCUGUAUGUCUUAUAAUGAAGCACAACCAGAGAUUGUGAUAGAAGUAAAAACUGAAAACUGCAAGAACUUAAUCCUAAAGACAGAGAAACAGGAAAAUGAGGACUAGGACUUUGACGUGGAAUCAUUGUGUAGGAGUGUAGGGGCAUUGGAGCUGCCAGAAAUAAUUCAGUCAGAGGGCAGUAUUUAGAAUGUUAAUGUCACAUGGAGAGUUUGUAGCCAAUAAUGCAGAAUUGUACCAGACCAUGUGGUUAAUUUCAAUAUAAACAGGAACUAAGUUUUAAAUGAUUUUGUUACUUUAAUAUUUUGCUACAAUUCAAUAAAGGAUAAUGCACUUAA
This is a messenger RNA of Saccostrea echinata, 1628 nucleotides long. Its product is annotated as protein SON-like. Bases 79 to 1398 code for a protein of 439 amino acids. The record is from RefSeq and is a predicted model, not a curated record. The transcript has 2 exons. Gene Ontology annotation, molecular function: protein binding. NCBI's taxonomy places the organism in Eukaryota, Metazoa, Mollusca, Bivalvia, Ostreida, Ostreidae.